AGCUAGAGAAGAUGGCGGCUAUCGUAGAGAGAGUUGAGGGAGCUGGUGGAGCCGUCGAUACUGAAUCGGUUUCCCCAAGAUUGCCCUCUCCAGCGCCGGAUCAGCCUCAUCAAAACAACCCACUUUUAGGACUCCCCAUUGUGGCGAUCGAGACCAUUCUCAAUUUUUUGUCUUACGAUGAAAUCAGUCUGCUGCGCCUGGUGUGCAAGCGCAUGGACAUGAUUUGCCAGCGCAUGCUCAAUCAGGGCUUCCUCAGAGUGGAGCGCUAUCACAGCCUCUGUCAGAAACAGGUCAAAGCCCAGCUGCCAAGGCGGGAGUCAGAGAGGAGGAACCACUCUCUGGCCCGACACGCAGACAUCCUGGCUGCAGUGGAAACGCGCCUCUCGCUGCUCAACAUGACCUUCAUGAAAUACGUGGACUCCAAUCUCUGCUGCUUCAUACCUGGAAAGGUGAUAGAUGAAAUAUACAGAGUGCUACGCUACGUAAACUCUACCCGUGCACCACAGCGGGCUCAUGAGGUCCUGCAGGAGCUCAGAGACAUCUCGUCCAUGGCAAUGGAAUACUUUGACGAGAAGAUUGUCCCCAUUCUUAAGAAGAAGCUUCCUGGCGCUGACCUCUCUGGGCGUCUCAUAGGAUCUGCCCCUGUGGCUGGGCCGUCGACAUCGCUGACCACCAUGACCCUGUUAGCCAAGAACACGCCGUCGCGCUCAGAGAUGACCAAGGUGCAGCAGCAAGUGAAGGUGAAUGGCGCGUCCAUGACGGCGCUGCGGCGUGAGAUGCAGGAGGUGCGCGUGAAGCAGCUGGAACAGCAGAAGCAGCUGCAGGACCAGGAGCAGAAGCUUCUGGAGCAGACGCAAGUGAUUGGCGAGCAGAACGCCCGCCUGGCCGAGCUCGAGCACAAGCUGCGCGAGCUGAUGGACCGUGCGGUGGGCGCCGCUGCCGCCCCUGCCCGAGCUGGCCCCACCUCUGCUGAGCCUGCCCCACCCACUUCCUCAACUGCCGCCAUGCCGAUGGCAUCCACCUCGGCGGCGGCUGGGAGCUCGGCGGGUCCAGCGACGAUGGCUUCGGCAGGCGAGAACAGCCUGUCUCUCAAACGGCCCCGCAAGUGUCUGGACCUGCCACGUCAGUCCAAGCGUCUGCGGAGCAAGAAGUAGAGGAACAUCUUUGUCUCUCCUCCCUUUUUACUGGGCUACUCCUUUUUUUCCCCUAUUUCCUUUUCUUUUGGAGGGUUACUUUUGCUUUUUCCAGUCAGUUUUUUUUUUUUUUUUGUCUGUUUGGUUUUGGUUUCCUCCUUUGCACCCAUGUUCGACGAUGGCUCAGGACAUGGACAAUACAGAAAGUGACGGGUAUCUGUUGUUCGUUUUUAAAGGUUUUAGCAACCACUACGUUACCCUUCAUGUCACACUAAGAUGCCCCGAGGAUCCUGACACAUGGUUUCGGGGAGCAGCCACCUUUGGCGUUGAUGUCGUUAGGUGUUGAACUUGAGGAAAGGACCUGAAGGCCGUGCUGAUGGCAUGAAUGGAGAAGGUAGUUAAACACCCACUGUACAACCAAGUACAAGUGCAUGAGCUUCCCUUCCCUACAGCCAGAGGUGGAGCACAGCACGCAUACAUGUGUGUCUGUGUGUGUGUGUGUGUGUGUGUGUGUGUGUGUGUGUGUGUUUAUAUUAUAUAAUGACUGCAACAUUAACAUGUAGCUUGUUGCUCCAAUAACAGCUUUGGCCAUAUUAAGGCUAAAUCAUGUUUAGCAUGUGUUCGUGAAUAUUUCUAAUAGAUGGUGUGCUUAAAAUGGAGAAUGCCAAGAAGUUUGGUCUCCUGCCGAACAAUUUAUUUUGUCAUAUGAUAUGAUCAUAAAUAUCAACUUCAGUAAAGAUCUUGACUUCAAUGUUAAUGUUUUGAAUUUGGAAAGCACAUCAAAACUAAAAUGGAAAGAAUGAUCCCAGCUACUGCCACUGUGACUCUGAUUAUAGUGUUUGUCCAGUGAUAUUUACCCAGUCAUGGGUGGCUGAAGGUUGUGUAUUGUGCAGUAAGUUGCAGUGCCACAUUGUAGCUGCCACUGGUUGUACAAUUGCUUGCUAAAUAGAACUGUCAGUGCAAUAAGAGUUGUCUGAGAUGUCAAAAGCCUCGUUAUUAGAGAAGUAAAUUAUUAAUGUUCAGUUUUCACUUUUGCUUGUGAAGAACAACUCUACCACUGAACACCUGUCUUGCUACCUUUUUGUGCAUUUGCCAAUCUUUCUGCUUUCAUUUAGCCAAAGCAGACAAGGCACUAUUUCUGUCAGUCGAGUUCUCUUAAAGGACCAGUUCAGCUAAACAGUGGUAGCAGUGAAGGGAACCAGUGUUGCCAGUUUGCGUGAUGAGUGAACUGGCAACAUUCGGCUCGUUCACUUCUCGCUUGGUAGUGCUGAACUGGUCCCUUUGUCCUCGUUUACACAGUUGCAGAUGCUCGCACCACAAUAGAUAAUGCAGGAAAAUCUUGCUUUCACUUGCAAGAUGUAUUGCAAGUGUUAGAUUUAUCAAAUUGAAGAAGACACAUCAGGGGGAAAAUGUUUUUAAAAAUUUUAAAAUCUGGGUUGAACCUAGUCUUGGUCAUGUGACCCAUUCACUGUGACCUGAGGCCUGGAGACAGCUUGUACAGUGCUGUGUAUAACGCUAAUCACAUUCCCCCUCAGGUGAAAGCAGUAAUGCAUUACAGGGAAAUGCUUGCCCUAAAUGUUAAUGGACGUCGCAUGACUGGCUGCCUUUCAAAGGACGUAAUGCAGCUAAGAGCAUCUCUGGAAUUUCUUCUUCAAAAUUUAACUGGUAAUGGUGCAAAACCUGAUUGACAUGCUAGCCCAUACUGCUUUCACCGUGUGAAACCACCAAGGUGUUUCAGAAUAAGGAAGACAGAACUAUUUGAAGUCGGGCAGCCAGGGGUGUGCCUGCGUAGUUGCUACACAUCUUCCUGUCAUAAGAUGCCAGAGAAGCCUGGCAAGAGAGCCUGAUUGUGCUUUCAUCAAACAGAUCCCCCCCUUUGCUAAGUGUUGUUUAAAUCAGGACAAUGGGGUUACCGAUAAAUGAAAACGAGUCUUGCCUGUUCAUGCAUUAACUUGUUUUUUGUUUUGUUUUUUUUGUUGUUUUUUUUUCUUUACCUUUUUAAGUCAACUAACGUCCACCUUUGUGCAGACAUUUCUGUGAUUCCCUUUGAAACCCUGUUCUAUGGUAUGUGGCAUUUGUUCGGGAUCAGUUUUCAACAAGCUUCCCCAUCUUUCCUGAAAGCUGUCAUCGUAGUGCUGGCGGUGAACCUGAACUGCCGCGGGGGCCCUGGCUCAGGCUAACCCACACACGGCAUGUCUGUGACGCUGCGGCCUGAAUCCAUUAAGAAUUCAUUCAUGUAGCACUGGUGUUAGGAUCCGAUUUCCUGUCCCCUUUAGCUGAUCUUAACCCUAAAACCAAGUCCUGCAGUAGCAGUCAUCACCAAGCUUCUUUUGAGGGCUUGCUUCGGAAUCGCAUGUGCGUUGAACUUUUCAAGUAGGUCACACACAAAUUUGUUAAAACUUGUGGCUUAAUGCGAGACUGUGUCUCAGUUUAGAAAAGACUGUACUGUAAACAUUAUGUACUGAGUCAAGACUGUGGAUUAUUUCAUGUAUGUAAUAGGAAAAAAGUAAUCUUGUAAAUUGCCCUGUAUUGGGCAUAGAAAAAAAAAAUGGUUUGUUGCACAUAUUAUUGUUACAAAUAUACAAAUGAAUCAUAUUAAACAACAUUAAGGCAUA
Electrophorus electricus (electric eel) is the source of this 3748-nucleotide messenger RNA. It is a transcript of the gene fbxo28, whose product is annotated as F-box protein 28. Lineage: Eukaryota; Metazoa; Chordata; Actinopteri; Gymnotiformes; Gymnotidae. Gene Ontology annotation, molecular function: protein binding. Gene Ontology annotation, biological process: protein polyubiquitination. The record is from RefSeq and is a predicted model, not a curated record.